UUUUGCAGUUUUGCUACGGUUUUGCUGUGCUUCAUAAACGCAGUACCUAGGUUAGAGGCUUCCAGUGUGAUUCCUUCUUUGAACUGUCAACAAAUCAAUCUGCUGUCGUUAAAAAAAUAAAAAUAACAUAAUAUUAUCAACUAAGUACCUACAUACUUACUGGGUGAAUAUUUAUCAGAUAACUUACGUCAAACACUACAAUGGGUGCAGAACAAUCAAGCUCAAGUAAAGCAAGAGAGGCCAAUUCUAAGUUUACCAAAGAUGAGGUAAACAGAAUGUUGGAGCAACAAAAGAGACUGUUUGAUGAGCGAUUCCAACAAUUAUUAAAGUUAAACUUAGAUCCCACUGAUGCUCGAGAGACUGCCAAGCAAGAAGCUCGUAAUGAAGUCGAAAGACUAAUGAGAGAGAAGGAAAGGGAACUAGACAGACAAAGGCAGCAACAAAGUCCCCUUGGACUUGGAUCCCUUUAUCGAACACCCGUAACAUUGGAAAGAGAAAGAGCACCUUACAGCUUUCCUGGAGAAAAUCUCGCGAGGGAAUUUACAACCGUACCGUCAACCUCAGAUCCUUUUGUUAGUAUUUACCCAAAUCUUGGAAAUGCAGCAUCAAGCUCUUCGGCUGCACCGAGUUCUGAAAGAUCAGUUCCAUCUGCUCCGCCAGCUCCCAGAAAUAGAUCCGUUUCCAGGAACCGCACUGGCAAGGCUACGCGUAACACUAAGGCUGAAGACGACGUUAAAUGCCCGACUUGCAAAAAUCAUUACACUUCAACCAUUUUUCAGUGCCAAACUGGGCACAGCUCAUGCUUGCACUGCAAAAACCGUAUGGCCCGUUGUGGCAUCUGUGGUGGCCCAAUUACCAACAUGAGGAAUAUCGAUCUGGAACAUUACGUUGCCCAGAGGACACAACCUUGUCCAAACAAAGAUGACGGCUGCAGAUUGUCCUUCAAGUUGAGUGACAUGGACGGUCAUUUAAUCGAGUGCCAAUAUCGCGUGAUGAAUUGCCCUCUUGCGGCGAUCUUUGGACAAUGCAGUUGGCGUGGAAAAGUCACACAAAUGGCGUCCCACUUUGACGAAGUCCACCAAAUGCACCGUCAGGGCAACGUCGACACAGAAAUGCGCUUACUCAACGUAUCCAACGACAACCACAUCGUGUACUACGUGGUUAUAGGAACCUUUAACUUCCUUUUCCAUGUCAAAGUGUGUAAGGGAGAGGGCAUGAUGUACAUGACGGUACAACUAAUCGGCAGCCAACAUAGCGCUUCGAAAUGGGGUUACGAAAUCCACAUUUACAACAAAGCAGAACCCCGGAGGAAGUUUGAGUAUAAGGAUACGUGCAACCCUAUAAACACACCAAUCAAUACCAUCGUAACCAUUUCCAAAUGUGCGGUAAUCCCUCUGUCGUACGCAAAUACUUUCCUGAACAACGGCGCUAUUACUUACAAGUUCUAUAUUAGAAAAGAGAAUGAGGGUAAUAACAACAAUUUCGGGAAUAACAACCGCGGACGUGGGCCAAGACGUCGUUAAAUAAAUUACAACAGCAGAUAACAAGAUAAAUCUUAUCAUGAAACUCUGAAAUGCUGGACAUUGGUUACCUACACUUAGAAAAUCUGCUUUUGAACAUAAACAAUAAUUAUUUGAUUUUGCAUGAUUUGAUGACAUGGCCCUUAUUAAAUGGGUUAUUAUUUGCUUAUUUUUAAUUCGUAAGAACCUAUAAGAUUAGUCUUACAACAAUAAGGGAAUAUUAUAGAUGGACGAUGUUCCUGUUGUAUGUCAUCUACAAACAUGACAUACUAAAACGAGGAAGUUUAGCAAAAUAAAAAUUAAUACCUUCUUUAUGAUUCAGCAUUAAGAUAAGUACAUUAUUAUUGCAUUAAGCUAAUGAUUUUAUUGUACGAGUAGACAAGGUCCUAAGGACCUAUUGCACAGACUUGGCAUAGUACCGUCUGUUUUUGAAAGCUGUGGAAGUGUUUUUUGGAACAAAAUUGCAGAAAAGUCAAUAAGAAAUAGAAUCCCAAUAAUAAUAUGAUACUUUCAUACCACUUGUAUCACACAAAAAGGGUGUUACCACGGGUUACCUACCAUCCAUCCGGAGGUCUCCGUACUUUUAUUGAUCUUUUCCAAAUAUUAAACAAUGUACGGUGAAUGUUUUUAUAUUACACAUUUGGGGAUAACCCCAUUGUCAUAACAAUCCCUGGAUGGUAACUCUUAUUAACUUGACUUGUUUGUAGGACUUCCCAUUGGAAGCAAAAAAUUAAGAAUCGAUAGCCAGUUAGGGUUUACCUCUGGCAAUUUAGCAGAUAACUACCAAGAAUCUGCUGUAAUACAAAAUGGACACUGCGCCAUUGAAUUAUUAUUUUUCGUUAAUAUGUAAUUACAAAUCAACGAAAUAAAUAUGAUGUAACGUGCUUAAGUAUAUUUAAGUGUACGUUAAAUAUGUUAUCCUACAUUUAUCUAAAGUCUAAGUAGUUAUUUAGAUUGGUUAUAAGAUAAAAGCAUUUAAUGUAAAAUUAAUGUAAGUUACAUUAUUGACUGCCUCAGGUUAGCCUUUACUCGCCUACAUAUUAAUACAUUGGUAAGACAAUACAUUUGUUGGUUUUGUUUUUUUUUUUGUUGUGACGCGACGCUCUGGCUAAUGACGAGUCACUUCAGAAUUCCUACAUAGCACAGUGGACAGAGCAGUCGCCCGGCAAUUCAAAGCUUCAAGUUCAACCACCUGAGGUAGUGGGUUUUUGGAAUAAAAAUCUUGUUUAAGUGAUUAUUUCUAAAUUUUUACUGCUUACACGCAGAAGACAAAAUGUACACCUUCUCUAAAAUAUAUUAUAAUAAGUAAUCUUUAUUUUAGCAACAAAUAUGCGUAGAUUACGUAUUAUUACCCACAUAGCUUGUGUUUUAUAAGUGAAAGUGAAUGUGUAUUGUAUUAUGUAAUUUCAAAUAAAUAUCUUGAUGUUCUAUAAA
Molecule: messenger RNA, 2954 nt
Organism: Ostrinia nubilalis (European corn borer)
Lineage: Eukaryota; Metazoa; Arthropoda; Insecta; Lepidoptera; Crambidae
Product: E3 ubiquitin-protein ligase Siah1-like
Exons: 8
Coding region: 201-1523 (440 amino acids)
Biological process (GO): proteasome-mediated ubiquitin-dependent protein catabolic process; multicellular organism development
Cellular component (GO): cytoplasm
Molecular function (GO): zinc ion binding; ubiquitin conjugating enzyme binding; ubiquitin protein ligase activity
Source: RefSeq, a predicted model, not a curated record